Molecule: messenger RNA, 2177 nt
Organism: Cygnus atratus (black swan)
Lineage: Eukaryota; Metazoa; Chordata; Aves; Anseriformes; Anatidae
Gene: LDHA
Product: lactate dehydrogenase A
Exons: 8
Coding region: 525-1523 (332 amino acids)
Biological process (GO): carboxylic acid metabolic process
Cellular component (GO): cytoplasm
Molecular function (GO): L-lactate dehydrogenase (NAD+) activity
Source: RefSeq, a predicted model, not a curated record
GGGAAUUUGAUAGACAAAUAUGGGGAAAGAGGAAGCAAACAGCAGAGGAGGAUGUCUGGGCCAAAAAAAAACAAACUGCAAUAGACAGAGAUAGAAAUUAGAAGCGGGUUUCCAGCCGCCAGCCGAGAGGCUCCAUCCGGCAGCACGGCGGUGCAAUUAGGGGGCCAUAAACCCCAAGGGCUUCAGCAGGCGGCGGGAAUCAAUCUGAGGGAGGACUAUAACCAAUUCCCCGAAGCCCCGGUGCCGGCAGCAGGGUUUUGCGGUGCUGUGCACGCAGGCACCCCCCGGCUCCCUCGGGCUCCCUCAGCGGGCGCCGGGGCAGCCGUUAGGGGCCGCAGGGUGGCGGAACCCGUUGCGGGCUGCCCGUUGCCGCCCCGCCUCGCCCCGACGUGUCUGCGGGCACGUCCCCGCCGCCGCGGCCCGCCCGCCUCACGUCAGCCGCCCGGCCCCUACUUAAGGCCCCGCUUUCGGACCCGCCCCGCCACGACCGCCGCCGCGCUCGGCUGAGAAGACCGGGGUGUACCAUGUCUCUCAAGGAUCAGCUCAUCCACAAUGUCCACAAGGAGGAGCACGGCCAUGCCCACAAUAAGAUCAGUGUGGUUGGUGUGGGUGCAGUCGGAAUGGCUUGUGCCAUCAGCAUCCUGAUGAGGGACUUGGCUGAUGAACUUGCCCUUGUUGAUGUUGUCGAGGACAAGCUGAGAGGAGAGAUGCUAGAUCUCCAGCAUGGCAGCCUCUUCCUUAGAACACCAAAGAUUACUUCUGGGAAAGAUUACAGUGUGACCGCCCACUCCAAGCUGGUCAUUGUCACUGCUGGUGCCCGUCAGCAGGAAGGAGAAAGCCGCCUUAACUUGGUGCAGCGCAAUGUGAAUAUCUUCAAAUUCAUCAUUCCCAAUGUUGUGAAGUACAGUCCUGACUGCAAGCUGCUUAUUGUCUCAAACCCAGUGGAUAUUUUGACCUAUGUGGCCUGGAAGAUCAGUGGUUUUCCUAAACACCGUGUUAUUGGUAGUGGCUGCAACCUGGAUUCUGCUCGUUUCCGCCACCUCAUGGGAGAAAGACUGGGCAUCCAUCCUCUGAGCUGCCAUGGGUGGAUUGUCGGAGAGCAUGGAGAUUCCAGUGUACCUGUCUGGAGUGGAGUGAAUGUUGCUGGUGUCUCCCUGAAGGCUCUUCAUCCAGAGUUGGGAACGGAUGCAGACAAGGAACACUGGAAGGAAGUUCAUAAGCAGGUGGUGGACAGUGCCUAUGAGGUCAUCAAACUGAAGGGGUACACAUCAUGGGCUAUUGGCCUUUCUGUGGCAGAUCUAGCUGAAACUAUUAUGAAGAACUUAAGAAGAGUGCACCCAAUCUCUACAGUUGUUAAGGGCAUGCAUGGAAUCAAAGAAGAUGUCUUCCUAAGUGUUCCUUGUGUACUGGGCAAUAACGGCAUCACUGAUGUGGUGAAGAUGAUCCUAAAACCUGAAGAGGAGGAGAAAUUAAGGAAGAGUGCAGAUACACUCUGGGGAAUCCAGAAGGAACUACAGUUUUAAGCCUGUUCAAGCAGUUCAGUGUUUGCAGUUUAACAGGUUUAGUGGUUUGUCUUAAUGUUGCACUUUCCAAGUAGGUCAAAUCCUUCAAUGUAUGUAUCUCAACUAGAACAUAAAAAAUAAAAUCUGAACAAAGGAGUUUUCUAAAGAUAGUGUUAGGAAACUAUUCUAGGAUUUUCCCCAUGCUCAGACACCUGUGUUCUUAGCCAGAGCUAGAGAGAACCUAGUCUUGUACAGUGAAGUGGUGACAUAAAUCCAGCAUUCAAAGCAGCACUGCCUAGAAACCCCUUUGCCUUUUCCUCACCUUGUUUAAACCUUGGCUCAGAACAAUAAGUAACUAGCUCUUACACAACGUGAAACCAAAGACUAUUUUCUUGCAGUUAAAGGAUUGUUAAACCAAUUGACAAGCCUUCUCUGCCAGCUGAAUAGCUUGAAUAGUUCACUGUUGGUUGGUCCAAAUAUAUUUUCCUAAAACUGCUUUGGAAUUUUUGUGUAUACUUUUUUUAGAGAACCUUAUUUUUGUGUACUGUAUCAGACUAGUUGUAAGUUUAUCUCCAAAGCAUGUUUAAAAAAGUGUUCCAAGUUUCUGUAUGCAACAAGACAGCAACUGUUCACCUGUAGUACCAGUUCCAACACCAAAUAAACCAUCAACUGUUA